Molecule: messenger RNA, 2471 nt
Organism: Phasianus colchicus (ring-necked pheasant)
Lineage: Eukaryota; Metazoa; Chordata; Aves; Galliformes; Phasianidae
Source: RefSeq, a predicted model, not a curated record
GACAAGUUCAUAAUAAUUUUAUGAUCAUUUAUAAUAACUUUACAUGUUUGGGAUUCCAAGAAUUCCUGGAAGUUUCCACCCAGAGAAAAGACACAAAGGAGCGCCGUGCUUGACGAGCAACUCCAGUGAGAGCAUUCAGCUCGUGUAAGGAAUGAAAUGAUCUCAUUAAGCAUCUACACGCAUAAAAUAUUCCCGAAGGGCUUCAGAUAAAGGAAAAAAAAGAACCAAACAAACAAACUAUGCAUGUAACAAAACUACAUGAAACAAAACCAAAAAUAAAAACCACACACACAAAAAAAAAAGGUUGGGACGCGAAAGGCGCCGCACAGAACUCCAGCCGAAGGGCUCGGCAGCCCCGUGUGUGUGAGGGCGCAGCACCGCUUUCCUUCGCUCUGUAACUUUCUUCCCGCUGCCGGAGGACGGGCAGCGUUACAUAACGGCGCCGGGCCGCCCGAGAGCAGCGGAGCGCGGUGAGGGCCGGGACCGCGGGGCCGGGCGGGAAGCGGAGCCGAGGGGAGGCCGGGGCGCGGCGCCGCCUCAGCGCUGGGCGGGAAACCGCCGCCCCGCUCCCCCUACGGCUGUGCGCGCCGAUGGGAGCGGCCGUCCGGCCUCCGCCCGCCGGCCCAGGUGUGAGCUGCGCCCCCCCCCCCGCUGACCGAAAAUGGAUUCGUCCGAGCGCGCCGCGCUCCACGCCCCCCCGCCCCCCAACCCCUCCUCGCGGGGCGGCGGGGAAAUGGAGCGGCGCGGCCCGACCCCUCCGCGGGGCCUCCAGCGGGCGGCGGUGCGGACGGAGCGGAGCGCGGCUCCCCUCAGCAGCGAUGGCAAAGCGCAGACGGCGCCGCCGAAAGCCGAGAGGCAAAACCAAAGCCGCCCCGCAGUCGCAGCGCCCGGCCUGCGGCACGGCGCCUCCGUGCGAUCGCGGCGCUGCCGUCCGCCCCGGCGCGGCUCGCCUUUCUCCGGUCGCAGCCGCAGCCCGGCCCUCGCUCUGCCCGCUGCCUUUGCCCGCUGCCACGCGCGCCGUUCGGCCUUUGGCUGCGGUCGCGGCGCUGCUGUUCCGCUGGUGCCGCGGCGCUGUCACUCAGAGUUUCACAGUGGUUAAAGAGGUGAUAUUUCCUUCACAAGUCUACUUAAGGGAGCUAAAUGCAUUCAAAGAGCAGCUGGAAAAGCUGGAAACUGAAUUUUCCAGACUACAAGGAAUACUGCAGAAGAGUGGAAUUACAACUUUGUCUUCAGAAAGCUCUCACUGUCAGAGAUGCAGUCAAACAGUUCUGGGUGCUCCUGUAGAAAUGCAGCCAAACCCUCCACCAUCAGUUCCUGGGCCUCCUGCAGUGCAGCUGCAGCCCACAGCUGUGCCUCCUCCUCCACCUCCUCCACCACCACCACCACCACUGCCACCACCAAAACUGCCUGCAGCACCUCUCCUCCUCAAACGUGGUAACGGCUCUAAAGCACUUCUGGAGCCGUCGGUAAAAAAAGAUGCACCGAUGCACAUCACUCUCAAAGAUCUCCUGAAUGUAAAGCUAAGGAAGACAGACAGCAGCCUGAGAGCAGACAAGGCAGGAUCCCCAGAGAGGACACACAGGGCAUUAAUUACAGUCUCUGAUUUACAGAGUGUUAAUCUGAGAUCCAAAUCCAAGCCAUCAGCUCGCAUUACAAGCUCCUUAACUACCCCACCUAAAAAUCAGUUAGAUCUUCGGAAACAUCUUAAGAAAGUCAAUAUACAAAGAAGUCCUGGUGGCACUCCACUAAAUAAAGAAAACACUGAAUGUGGGACUGGGUUGACACCAAUUAUGACACAGGCACUACGGCGCAAAUUCCAGAUGGCACAUCCGAAGAGCCCCUCACCAGCCCGGCUGAGCGCUGCCAACAGCUUUGAUGAGCACAAGUAAGGUUUACACAGUGAUGUGUUUUCAUUUAUGGUCAGGGAGCUGCUUGGAUCACAUUUUAAUGUCACUGAGGCACAACGAAUGUGUGUGAGUGCAUUUGGGAAGGGGGCAUUCUGAAAACACGUUAUCCAAAGCCUGCCCUUUUCAAAAGCAACAUCUUCCCACUGUGUCUCGAUCUGGUUUUGUAUUUUGUAAGACAAAAUGAGGUUUUCUCAGUAUUUUAAUACCUGCCUGCUGCUGAAACAGGGACUGUUGUGUUCCUGGUGCUGAUUCUGCUUGUAAUAUACAUGUGUUUGUUUAUGGAAAUUCAGUAUUUUUUAUAACAAGACUGAUCUUGCAAUUGCACAAAUUCCAAGCAAAGCAGCAGUUGUGCCCUCUGGUGCUCCUGAAGUGAACGUUUACAGUCUCCCACAAUUACAUGGUUAAAAGCACACGAGACAACUGCAGUCUGUAUUGCUUUGGGGCCAGAUGAGGUCACCUCUGCUAUUAAAGGCUGCGCUGCUUGGAGGCACAGAGAGGAGCUCACUGCUCAGCAUGGACACGGCGUGGCCUCGGGACAAAGUCCUGCUAUACAAGGACUGGAUU